AUGCCGCGAGAGCAAGGUGUGGAGGAGCCGACGCCGCAGGCGGAAGGCGAGGCACAGCCGGCCGCCGAUGCCCCCAUGAGCGAGGCCGCGGCGGCGGAGGACGAGGAGGAGGAACCCGUCAUGGGGGAGGGGGAGGGCGGUGCAGACGGGGCCGCCAACGCCGUUGAUUCCGUCAAGGCUUCAGUGAAGCCCGAAGCAGAGGGCGCGGAGGAGGGGGACAUGGAGGAGCUGAAUGGUGGCCCGACGGCGGAUUUGGUUGGCGAGGUUGUGAAACUGGAGAACGGGGAUGGGCCCGUGACGGUGGGUGGCUCGGCGGAUGAGGCUGGGGCUGGAGAUGGCGGUGAUGAUAAGGGCCUGGUUGGUCAGAAUCAGCCUAUUGUGAACCAGCUUGUGCUGGUGCCGGCUGAGGAGGAUCUGGCAUUGACCAAGAUCUCAAAUAAUUCCUUCAUGUUCGAUUACACCACUGGUGGUGACGACUCGGGGACUGAGGAGGAGCAGGCUGCCUUCAUGAAGGAGCUCGAGCGUUUCCACAGGGAGAAAAUGUUGGAGUUCAAGCCCCCAAAGUUUUAUGGCGAAGGAUUGAAUUGCCUCAAAUUGUGGAGACAAGUUACUGGAUUGGGUGGCUAUGAUCAGGUGACAUCAUGCAAGCUGUGGCGUCAAGUGGGAGAGUCAUUCAAACCUCCAAAGACAUGCACAACUGUUUCAUGGACUUUCCGUAACUUCUAUGAGAAGGCACUCCUUGAAUACGAGAAACACAAAAUUGAAACAGGAGAGUUCCAAGUAGCUUCAUCUGCUCUACCAGAUCGGAUUGGUUCUGAGAGCCAGGUGGGUGGAAGCCAUGUAUCUGGUUCUGGAAGAGCCAGAAGAGAAUCUGCAACUCGUGCAAUGCAAGGUUGGCAUUCUCAGCGCCUACUAGGCAAUGGUGAAAUCGCUGAUCCUGUAAUUAAGGAUAAAGGGCCAAUUGUCUUAAAGAAGGAUAAAACUCCUAAAAGCAGUGGUUCUGCCAAGAGGAAAAGGACACCAUCCCUGGAAGAUGACAGGGUGAUACCUUAUAAGUCUGAUAAGCUACAAAAUGACUCGAUGGUCAUUGACAUGGGCCCUCCUGCUGAUUGGGUGAAAAUAAAUGUUAGGAAAACCAAAGAUUGCUAUGAAAUCUAUGCGUUGGUUCCUGGCCUUCUGCGGGAAGAGGUACAUGUUCAGUCUGACCCUGCUGGUCGUUUGAUAGUUACUGGAGAGCCUGAGCAAUUGGAUAACCCAUGGGGUGUCACUCCAUUCAAGAAGGUCAUUAGUUUGCCUUCCCGCAUUGAUCCUCACCAAACCUCUGCAGUUGUCACCCUCCAUGGGCAGCUAUUUGUGCGUGCACCAUUUGAACAAUCAAAAUAA
This is a messenger RNA of Miscanthus lutarioriparius, 1383 nucleotides long. The record is from the annotation of a GenBank genome assembly. Lineage: Eukaryota; Viridiplantae; Streptophyta; Magnoliopsida; Poales; Poaceae.